Messenger RNA from Ictalurus punctatus (channel catfish), 1591 nucleotides. It is a transcript of the gene abhd2b, whose product is annotated as abhydrolase domain containing 2, acylglycerol lipase b. Gene Ontology annotation, cellular component: sperm flagellum; sperm plasma membrane. Lineage: Eukaryota; Metazoa; Chordata; Actinopteri; Siluriformes; Ictaluridae. Gene Ontology annotation, molecular function: acetylesterase activity; monoacylglycerol lipase activity. The transcript has 9 exons. Gene Ontology annotation, biological process: medium-chain fatty acid biosynthetic process; steroid hormone receptor signaling pathway; medium-chain fatty acid catabolic process. The coding region runs from base 1 to 1299 and encodes 432 amino acids. The record is from RefSeq and is a predicted model, not a curated record.
AUGAAUGCCCAUGUGGAACAAAAUGCCCAGACCCUCAGAUCAGAGAUGCCAGCUGUCUUUGAUGGCAUGAAGCUGGCUGCAGUAGCCACUGUGCUGUACAUCAUAGUGCGCUGCCUCAACCUAACAAGUCCUUCAGCAGCCCCUAAAAUCACCUGUCAGAAUACACCUCUUAAUCACUACCUGCUCAAAUCCUGCUCUAUUCUAACCAAACAGUACGUUCCACCAUUACUGUGGGGUAAGAGUGGACAUUUUCAAACUGCGCUCUAUGGAAAGAUGGGCCGAGUGUACUCUCCUGAGCCCUGCGGCAUGCGUUUGUAUCUUCCAAUGCAUGAUGGUGCUACAGCCACGUUUGACCUUUUUGAGCCCCUUGGUGAUCAUAUAACAAGUGAUGACAUAACCAUGGUGAUCUGCCCAGGGAUCGGUAACCACAGUGAGAAGCAUUAUAUCCGUACCUUUGUGGAUUACUCCCAGAAGCAGGGCUACAGAUGUGCUGUGCUUAACCACCUGGGGGCCUUGCCAAACAUUGAACUCACAUCUCCACGGAUGUUCACCUAUGGCUGUACCUGGGAGUUUUCAGCCAUGGUGAGCUACAUCAAACGUACAUUCCCUCAGACCUGGCUCAUUGUGGUGGGCUUCAGUCUAGGUGGGAACAUUGUGUGUAAGUUUCUGGGAGAGAACCAAGCCAAUCAGGACAAGGUGCUAUGCUGUGUCAGUGUUUGUCAGGGCUAUUGUGCUCAGAGGGCCCAUGAAACAUUUAUACAGUGGGACCAAUGCAGGAGAAUUUAUGACUUCUUCAUGGCUGACAAUAUGAAAAAAAUCAUCCUGUCCCACAAAAAAAGCUUGUUUGGAGCACAGUCUGGCAAACUGGAUGUUGAAGAUUUAAGGUGUCUCUACAUGGCCACAUCUCUUACGCAGAUUGAUGACUGCAUUAUGAGAAAGUUCCAUGGUCAUAAUUCUUUAAAAGAAUUCUAUGAGAAGGAAAGCUGUGUACAUUACAUUCACAAUGUUAAUGUUCCUCUUCUCAUGAUUAAUUCAUCAGAUGACCCGCUUGUCCAUGAGUCUCUUCUGACUAUACCUCAUACCCUAGCAGAACACAAAGAGAAUGUGAUGUUUGUGCUGACACAGCACGGAGGCCACAUGGGCUUCUUUGAGGGCACCAUGCUCUUCCCUCAGCGUCUUACCUGGAUGGACAAAGUCAUCAUCGGUUAUGCUAAUUCCAUCUGCCAGAGGAAGAAGGAGCACCAGGCCAUAGUGUAUCACCAAGCCAUGGAUUGCACAGAACUCAAAGGCAAAGCUUAGCAAAGGUCAGCCAUUUUCACUCAUAAGUGUAACUCAAAUGCAUUCAAUGGCUGACUUACUUGUCUGAGUGUAUACUGAACACAAAGCAAGAAACAGUCUCAUGGAGACACAUAUCUCUGUAACCAACUGAAUUUCUAUACAAUACUUGUUCACUCACUGCAACUAUAUGAUAGGCUUAGUAAGGGAGUAUAUGAGCUUACUACAUCCAAGUCUGUAAAUGAUCAGAAAUGGGAGUGCAUUAAAAAUAAAUUGCAUCCUUCACUUUUGUUAAUAAGACGGAACAUUUACACGG